CCUGACCCGGAAGCGCUCCUCGUAUUUCCAUUCGCCGUCUCUAUGGCUGUUCCGGGUUCCUUGGUUUCCUCCCAUAAGCCCCCGCGCCUUCCUUUCUGGUCUGGUCCUGAGCAGGAUGGCUCCUGCAAAGAAAGGUAGUGAAAAGAAGAAAGGACGAUCAGCCAUCAAUGAGGUGGUUACUCGGGAAUAUACUAUAAACAUUCACAAAAGGAUCCAUGGCGUGGGCUUCAAGAAGCGGGCUCCUCGUGCUCUCAAGGAGAUCCGUAAAUUUGCAAUGAAGGAGAUGGGGACUCCUGAUGUACGCAUUGACACCCGCUUGAACAAGGCUGUCUGGGCAAAAGGAGUAAGGAAUGUUCCUUACCGUAUCCGUGUGCGUUUAUCCAGAAAACGCAAUGAAGAUGAGGAUUCGCCUAAUAAAUUGUAUACACUGGUCACGUAUGUGCCAGUUACAACUUUCAAAAGCCUACAGACUGUUAAUGUGGAUGAAAACUAAUCUUUCAUUACAAUAAAAAUGUUAUGACAUUACUUU
Lacerta agilis (Sand lizard) is the source of this 529-nucleotide messenger RNA. RefSeq names its product ribosomal protein L31 (gene RPL31). Gene Ontology annotation, cellular component: cytosolic large ribosomal subunit; ribosome. NCBI's taxonomy places the organism in Eukaryota, Metazoa, Chordata, Lepidosauria, Squamata, Lacertidae. Gene Ontology annotation, biological process: cytoplasmic translation. The transcript is spliced from 5 exons. Bases 116 to 493 code for a protein of 125 amino acids. The record is from RefSeq and is a predicted model, not a curated record. Gene Ontology annotation, molecular function: structural constituent of ribosome.